ACAAUCGCAACCGUCGCAACGCAUGUAGCGUCUCCUCAACAUGUAUAAAAACGAGCAGUUUCGUUUUCCUUGCACUUUUCUGCACUCGAGUCAUUUGUUCCUUCUCUUUUCAACGUCUGAACAUACGUUUAAAAUCUCGUUUCUAGCGCGAAAAGACGCUUGGGAGUGCAGAUAAAGGAAACGAACCUAUCAUCACAUUCAUCGCCACUGCGACGACUCGGCGAGCCAAAUUACCGACGAAGUUCUCUUACAUCGUUCUUAGAUUUCGAUUGUAACUCUGUUCUCUUGAAGAGAGAAAAAUGCUUUAUCCUUGUUAAUUAAAGCUUAUCUAUCGGCUUUUUGUUACAUCGUUACAUGAAAGGGAUGUCUUGGUGCUGUGGUCACCUUCGAGUGUAUUGUUUUGUAAACAACAGAGGACAGGAACUCAGUCUGAACUGACACGUCGAUUGUUAAUCAACAGAUUAAUAACUCGUAGUUCUGAUCACGUGUAUGUACGUAUAUACCUUUUCAUGCCGAAUCUGAAAGUGUAAACAGUUUCCUCGUCAUCCUUUGUUUUCGGUUAAUAAUCACGAUAUUGUAAUCCCAAAACGCGUAAUAACAGUGAAGGGUGCAGCUGGGUCUAAAAGUUCGUUAGAGGUCCAUCGACAGUGAAUGUUUACUGUCAAUAUAGUAAAGCAUGUUUGGAUCACUACGUAGCAAGUUUCAGACAGUGCAAGAAGGUAUAUCUGCUAGUAUACGUGGAUUGUCCACCGAGCAUCCAAAGAUCAAAAAGUCAACCAAUGUAAGGAAUGUAAAUUAUGAUGCUGGGGCAGACGUUCUGCAUCACUUUCAAUUACAGUGGAAUGAGCUUCAUGAGCUUGCGGAAGAGAACGCAGGAAAGGCUCAGGAAGCGGAUGCGUUGAUAUCUUCCAUUUACGAGAAACUUCAACACGAGUGGAACAAUGUUACCUGUUUAAAUAGCACAUUAGCUUACAUUCCAAAGAUUAAUAAUGCGAUUCAAGAUCUUAUGGACCAAAUAGGAAAUUUACAAGAAAUGUUUGAGGAGGUUGAAGGAGCUUUGUAUCGAUUGGAAGACCUAAACGAAAUGUUAGAUUUACAAAGUAGACAGCUGGAUCACAGAUUCCAGUUGGCUUUAUACAAAGAGAAGAAAUUGAUAGAAUUAAAUAAUUUCAAAGGAAAGUUGGCUAACGAGCACACGGAAAGACUCUCGCAACAUGAAUUAAAUCACCAAAAGAAAUUGAAGGAACGGCGGGAAACUUUCGAAGAAGCUUUUAAAGAGGAUCUUGAAGAAUACAAAGCAACUGGCUCUAUACCAAAGUUACCAGUCUCUGCACAAGGCCCAUCUUUGGACGAGAUAGUAUUGGACAUUGAUUCAAAAAUAUUUGAUGAGUUUUUAGAGAAUUAGAGACAGAAGAGUCAGAACUAUAUUCAAAAAUAUUGCUAGUAAACUUUGAAGAUGUUGCGUACUAAGGAGCAUAACUUUUAACUGCAUUUCUUACAAUUAGAUAUUAGGGCUGUGACUUGGACAAUUUAAACUUUUUAAUAUAAAGUG
Messenger RNA from Solenopsis invicta (red fire ant), 1552 nucleotides. RefSeq names its product dysbindin protein homolog (gene Dysb). The coding region runs from base 677 to 1405 and encodes 242 amino acids. The record is from RefSeq and is a predicted model, not a curated record. Gene Ontology annotation, cellular component: cytoplasm. NCBI's taxonomy places the organism in Eukaryota, Metazoa, Arthropoda, Insecta, Hymenoptera, Formicidae. Gene Ontology annotation, biological process: negative regulation of protein kinase activity. The transcript has 6 exons.